This is a messenger RNA of Pristis pectinata (smalltooth sawfish), 4712 nucleotides long. Its product is annotated as transmembrane protease serine 6. The transcript is spliced from 18 exons. Gene Ontology annotation, molecular function: protein binding; serine-type endopeptidase activity. The coding region runs from base 450 to 2837 and encodes 795 amino acids. The record is from RefSeq and is a predicted model, not a curated record. Gene Ontology annotation, biological process: proteolysis. Lineage: Eukaryota; Metazoa; Chordata; Chondrichthyes; Rhinopristiformes; Pristidae.
CCAAGCGCAGCUGCUCUUUAUUCCUGGCUUGGUUUGGGAGCCAGCUGUGCGCUGGGUUUCAGUUUUCAGGACAUUUUCGCUUGAUCCAAACAGCUGGGAACCCGCUCCCGUCAGAGUCGGGACCAACAGCUGUCCCGACCGGGGCCCCGGUCUCCCCCCGGGCCCUGCUGGCAGGUGAAUGAGGUCUCUCUCCACUAGCACCAGAUCCCGCCAGCUGAGCGCCGGGACCGGGGAUCCAGCUUCCGCACUGGGGGAUCCAGUGACCGCACCGGAGGGAUCCAGUGACCGCACGGGUGGGGGGAGGGGGGUGUCCAGCGGAACACCGAGAGACCCAGUGUCCGCAACGGGAGAGCCAGCGGUAGAACCAGGGUCCAGUGACCGCAACAGGGGAUCCAGGUGUCCGCACCGGUAGAACCAGCGGCGGGACCGGGAGAUCCAGCGGCGCCAACAUGAGUGUCCAAGACCCCUGCAAUUUCCUAGUCCCCACCGUGUCAACAACGCCGAGCAGCCAGUGGGAUCGCAGCACAGACGCGGAGGCAAUUCCCCCAAAAGCUACGCACUUGGCCAAGAGGACAAUACUGAUCAUUUCUCUCCUGCUGGGAGCGCUGAUGGUGGCCGGGGCCGGCGUUGCUGCCUGGUACUUCCUGUCUGACAAGCCCGAAGACAACAGCGAUAAGUUUGGAGUCAGUUAUGUGGGAAGCUUGCGCAUCAUGAACCAAGAAUUCAUCAGCAAAUAUGGAGACAAAAAGUCUCAGGAGUUUCAAAGCAAAGCUAAGGAUAUCAAUGAGAAGAUUAAGGAAGCUUUGUCCUCCUCAGACAUUGAAUCAUACUACAAUAAAUCGGCAGUCUUCACAUUUGGGAAGGGGAGCCUACUGGCAUACUUCUGGGUGGACUUUCGAGUAACAAUGGGCAAACAAAAUGAGGUCACCAAUGACUCAGUAGUGACAUCGGUCAACAAAUUCUUUGAGACUCCAGGGUCGACAGAUUACCAGAUCCAGCCAGCAUCAACCGAGAUAACCUAUCUAUCGGGAAAUGAGCUGAACACCUUGGCGUCGGCAGCAGAAUGCCACCAUUAUAAGUUCAUCGGCACUGCCCAGAGCACAGGGUUGAGUGGGCCUGACUCCAAGUACAAAAGCUGCUUCUGGCACCUACAGGGCCCCAAAGGUCACCUCCUGAAAUUGCGGCUGCAGUGGGUACAGGGCAACUGCAUGGACCGCAUCUUGGUGUACAACGAGGUCACAGCCAGUGACUGGACCCUCCUAACUUCCCUGUACAAAUGCAACUGGCAAGAACCAGCAGUGGAGAUCCUCUCAUCCAGUAACGUUAUGUCAAUCAUUUGGAAAGAGGGCCGUUACAGCAGCUACGAUACCUUCAGGCUCUCUGCUCAGGCCCUGCCGAUGCACGAUUGCUCAGUUAACAUCACAUUGAGAGAGGGAUGGGAUAUCCAAGGCAAUGGCAGCACACCGUAUUUCCCCAGUUACUACCCACCCAACGCCCACUGUACCUGGUACUUCACUGUCCCAUCCCUUGACUAUGGAAUCACCCUGUGGUUUGAUGGCUACAAGUUGGACACACCGUUGUUCAGAGAACCCUGCUCCCAAGGCCAGUGGAUAGUGCAAAACCGGAAGCUGUGUGGGUGGAGAGUGCUGCAGCCGUACGCGGAGAGAAUCUUCGCUGUGGCGCUAACUACGAAGGUGACCUUCAGCUCCGAGGUGACCCUGACGGGGCCAGGGAUCCAGUUCCAAUACAGCCUCUUCAACCAGUCCAACCCCUGCCCUGAUGGUGUCUUGUGUUCGGUGUCUGGUCUGUGUGUCCCAGAGUGCGAUGGUCUGAAGGACUGCAGCAACAAUGUGGACGAGAAUAACUGCGUUUGUCCUGCACAGCAUCAGUGUACCGGUUCAAGCAACCCCUGUCUAUCACUUCACAAGAUCUGCAACCACGUGAAGGACUGUGAAGCUAGGAGUGAUGAGGAGAACUGUGAUGCAGCCGUGCCAUGCGACCUGUUCACCUACAAGUGCGAUGAUGGUUCCUGUGUGAAGAAAGCAAACCCUCAGUGCGACUAUGAGAACGACUGUCACGAUGGCAGUGAUGAGAAGAACUGUGACUGCGGCCUUCAGACCAGCAAGAGCAGAAUUGUUGGUGGGACCAAUUCCACGGAGGGCGAAUGGCCAUGGCAAGCCAGCCUACAGGUCAACAGCAUGCACGUCUGCGGGGGUAUUCUCAUCAACGAGCGUUGGGUGCUCUCUGCAGCUCACUGCUUCCCGAGCAGUUACGCACCACCAGAAUAUUGGACGAUCUACCUUGGCAAGUUCAAGCUGAGCACCGUGGGCAGUAAUGAGCUCAGCUUCAAGGUGCUGAGGAUCAUUGUCCACCCCUACUUUGAUGAAGAAACCUACGACUACGACGUUGCCCUCCUCGAGCUGGACCAGCCCGUGCCCGUUGUGCCAACCACCUUUCCCAUCUGCCUCCCUGCCAAGACGCACGUUUUCGAAAAAGGCCAGUUGUGCUGGGUCACAGGCUGGGGAGCAACCGAGGAAGAUGGUUCAACGGAAGAUAUUCUUCAGAAAGUGGAUGUGCAACUGGUGGAUCAGUCAGUCUGUAACGAAGAAUACAGCUACACCAUCACCUCCCGAAUGUUGUGUGCUGGUUAUGCUGAGGGAAAGAAGGAUUCCUGUCAGGGUGACUCUGGAGGGCCACUAGUGUGUGAGGAGUCCAGUGGCAGAUGGUUCCUGGCUGGAAUUGUGAGCUUUGGUAUUGGCUGUGCCCGACCAGGAUACUAUGGCGUUUAUACACGGGUAACCAGACUCAUCGCCUGGAUUCGCACCAUCGCCUGGUAACCAAAGAGAAUCCUUCAUGCCCCAGGUCUGGGACGCCGACCACCAGUAGUGAUGUCACAUGGGACCAUUUUGAAGGCACCACGAUGCUCAGCAGCUUUUGAUGAUGUCAACACGAGAAGGUCAACACUCAGCAUAUUUUGAUGAUGUCAGCAUGAGAAGGUCAAUGCUCAGCACCUUUUGAUGAUGUCAGCAUGAGAAGGUCAAUGCUCAGCACCUUUUGAUGAUGUCAGCAUGGGAAGAUCAAUGCUCUUGAUCUUUUUGAUGAUGUCAGCAUGAGAAGGUCAAUGCUCAGCACCUUUUGAUGAUGUCAGCAAUGGGAUGGUCAAUGUGACUUUUGGUAAAUAAGCUAUGAAGCCAAUGAGCCCACGUGUGUCCUGCCCGUUAAUAGGUGACGAAGCGGGGAGUUGGGACCAUUUUUAGCAAUUUCUCCAUCUAUAUUUGUGGGAGGUUUGUGCAAUUCAGGGUAAAGAAUUUUAGGAACCAAGGGAUUCAACAGCCAGCCAGGAACGCACAUUAGAGAUGUUAACCAAUAACUCCUGGACCCCAUCAGUAUCCAGGGUACUGGAUACUGACUCCAACAUGUGUACACAGACAGACUGGAGAGGGGAGAGUGGAAGGUCAGGGGCACCAAUCCAAUCAGGGCUGAUCUAUAUCCAAAUUCCAGCCCCCCACCUUGGUUGUGUUACCCUAGUUCCCCACCCACACCACACUGACCAACAAGAAUCAAAUGCCAUCAGUUUUGGACUUCUCUAAUUGGCCCCCACCCUUAAUAAUUUUGGGACUAAGUCCUCCCUGACCCUACCCCUGGGAAGGUCGACUUCGGUUUCAAGUCCCUCUCCUUUGUUCCGGACUCCAGGGAAAAACACCUCGACUAGAUUGGACCUCAAUCUUCUGAACUCGGGCCUCAAGGAAAACAGACGUUUCUAGCAGGGUAUGGGGCAGUUUGUCCUCUAAGCUCUCUACGAAUCAUUUCAUACUGAGUCAGUGCGACGUGGUUGCAGCUGGUGAGAGGGACUGCUGGGGAGAGAAUGGUAAAUGAGGAUAUUUUGGGGGAACAGGAGUGCAGCUGAAACACUGCUGGUAGAUUAAACAAAUGAUCCAAGUCAGUUUUCUUUUGCUGAAUUCUUUCAUCUGACAAAACUGCGAGGGAGCAGGCGGUUUCCUCAGGGACUGCUCAGUACCCUUCAUAUUAGGAGCCAGUCCCAGGAACUGCCCUACAUAGGCAAAAGGUGAGCAUCCCAUCUGUAGCUCAGUUUUGCCUCACACACAGGUUUAAGAGCACCUCUCUCUAUAAUCUAGGCACACCCUCCAGCAAGGGAGACUUACUCAGGCUUCGUCAGGUGACCAACACACACCCCAGGGCACUGCUUCCAAGAUGUCCAGAGAAAUUCUCCCCAGUAUCCCAGCGAAAUGUCAUUCCUCAACCAACCUUCCUAAAAGCAGAUUGUCUGCUCGUUAUCACUAUUUAUGGGAGCUUGCUGUGCGCAGAAAACUUCAGCUACAUGGCUCACCACUCCAACUCCUCUUCAAGAAGGACUUCCUUACCUGUAAUGCACCCUGGGACAUCCUGAGGCUGUAAAAGGCACUUUAGAAAUGCAUGCCUUUUGCAUGGUUCCCCCAGGGGGGUAGAGGGUGUUCGAUUGUAACUCUAAUGGCAUGGAGUGUUGAACUGAUGCACCGUUGCCACUGGGACAGCUUUCAUUUCAAUUUUAGUUAGCUUGUGGAUUGAUGCAGUCAAACAGAGGCCAUUCUACCCAUUGUGCAAAAACUGACUCUUUGGGAGAUCCACUACCCCGCUUAUCCACAAACACCCAAAGGUUUCUCCCCUCACCUCUCCUUUUAUUGGUCCUGAGGAAGGGUCCUAACCCAAAAUGU